This is a messenger RNA of Anisakis simplex (herring worm), 2001 nucleotides long. NCBI's taxonomy places the organism in Eukaryota, Metazoa, Nematoda, Chromadorea, Rhabditida, Anisakidae. The record is from the annotation of a GenBank genome assembly.
AUGGCGGUUAUCCGUCUGUAUGUCAAUGAAUAUGAGGAGGUAAAAAUGGAUGAUGAACAAUUGACAUGUGUUGGAACGCAAACUGAUCCGGUUACAUCGGACGAAGAAGAAGAGGAAGGUGGUAACCAUCUAAGUGAUCACAUGGACGAAGUAUAUAUUGAUGAUGGUGAUUGUGAACUGAAUGCACUCGAAUACGAGGAAGUGGUUUUGAAACGCUCAAGUAGCUGUCAUCGAUUGGGAUUAACAUUAUGUUAUGGUGCAACAGAUGAUAAUGAUACAGAUAUUUUUAUUAGUGAGAUUGAAGCUGGUAGUAUAGCUGACCGUGAUGGCCGUUUACGUCCUGGUGAUCAAAUUCUUCAAGUCAACGGUGAACCAAUUCAUAGUCGUCUGGAUGCAAUAGAGCAAUUUCGUUCGAAUCGAUGUGAAAUUAUGAUUUUAUUAGCACGAACCGCGCAACUUGUUGACGACGAUGAAUGUUAUGAUUUGAAUAUGACUUCGGAUCGUCGUAGCACUGGUGACGUUUGUUCAGUUGGAUUGCUCGCUGAAUCGUCAACAGUAAUGCGUAAUGAUGAUCGAGGCACGUUUACGGACGCAAAUUCGGUCAAUUCAUCCGCAUUUGAGAAGGAUUCUGGUGUUUCACGAAUGACCGAUUCGGAUGCAGAAAUACUACCACCACUGUCCGGAAGCAGCAAAGCAACAGUAAUACCGUCGUCUUCAUUGCAACAACAACAGAUUUGCAGUAGUUUAUAUAACAACAACGGUAAUAAAAACUAUGUGGAAGAAGAUAUGUUCUUAAUAAAUUCGAGUAAUGAUCGAAAACUUCGACGAUGCGAAAGCGAUGCAUCAUUGGAACGUGAGCUGGCAUCACUUCAUCGUGAAAUGGAGACAAUUCGGAUAGAGUGUGAUCGCCUCAUCUCGAAACAUAAUAGCGCUGAAAAACGCGUUGCUCAACAGGUUGCAAAAGCGAAUUCUUUAAUGAACACAAUUGGAGAAUUGAGUUGUAAAGGUGACUCACAACGUCGAGUUGACGAGACUUCGACAAGUGCAUACAAUACAGGUGGUGAGUCUUGUCGAAGUACACCGCUCAAGUCCGAUUACACACGUCCUCAAAGCAGCAGAAAUCCGACAAUUCAAAUAACUCACGUACCCACAGAGCCUGUAUAUCAUCAGUUAGACGAAGUAAAACCAGCAGCAACAACAACAACGAUGAUUCCAAGCUAUGAAACCCUUUCACGACAAAUGCCAUCUACCUCUCAGCCGUCUCACGUCAAAUUCAGAUUACCACAAUAUUCUGUUGUUCUGCGUGAACCAACAUCGAUUUGCAAGAAGAGUAGUGCCGUUCUUACUGGCACAACAACAGCAACAACGGCAGUAUCGAAUUUAGCAAAAAAAGAGAACUGCGCUUCUUCACAUGCUGCCUGUUGCAGCUAUAAGCCUGGUGAUACGAUGUAUACUUCACCCGAGAAAUUAGCUGAAACAAUAGCCCUUCAACAGAGACUUCUGCGACAAGCUAUGAUCGAACAAGCGAAUAUGCUGAAACCUCAUAAUAACAACACGUUUCAUAAAAAUAAUGAAGAGCCAUUUGAAUGGAAGAUAAAGCGAAGGUCCGAUGGGACACGAUACAUAACAAAGCGUCCGAUACGGAAUCGUCUGUUGAGGGAACGUGAGCAACAACUGAAUAAGGAGCGAACAGGUAUUAGUACAGAUGAUGACGCGAUGAGUGAGCUAAAAACUGGACGAUUUUGGAGUCGUGAAGAGAGGAAAAAACAUUUGGAAAGGGCAAAAGAACGUAAGAUGCGGCAACAUCAGAUGCUUGCCGAACGUCAGCAACGUCCAUCUGAUCAAAUGAUUGUACAGUUAUCGCAUAAGAAGAUGAUGCGACGAAAAGGUCAAAUGCUUUUCGAUAAGUUCACCACUGUUCAAGAAUUUCUUGCACAUGGCAAUCGUGAUCCAUCAACAAAUCGUGCUAAUGAUGGAAUUUUAUCGGUGACAACCGUUUAA